AUGUCUUUCGAACCCGUCAUGCCUCCGUUUAACUCGAGCGAUCCAUCUGCCAACUUCCUCAGCUCCUCCUGUCUCGACUUUCUCCUUAUUGAGCUUGUUCCUAUGGCCUACCGCGUAACUCAUGAGCGAGAUUCCAUCGCAUCAGAAUCAAAUGGCGCACCCGCAGAUACCGCCUCAACUAGCCAUGCAGUAAGCUCCAGCGCAGCCGGAAUAAUGGCUGGKACAGCAACAAGGAAAGAUGAGGAAGAGGAUAUGGACGCAGUGCACUAUCGUCUUGAGAUGUUGGGGUACAGGGUAGGGCAGGGUCUUGUAGAGAGAUUCUCAAGAGACCGGCCACGAUUCAAUGACACACUCGACGUUAUCAAAUUCCUCUGCAAAGAUCUUUGGACGCUGGUGUUUGGCAAGAAUAUUGACAAUCUCAAGACAAAUCAUAGAGGAGUAUACGUAUUGACUGACAACCUAUUCCGACCCUUCUCGCGCAUGAGCACAGAAGCUGGCGGCCAAGCAAUCGUUCGCGCACAACCGUUCUUAUGGUUCCCAUGCGGUGUCGUACGGGGUGCAUUGGCUGCCCUUGGAAUAAACACCAGUGUCCAAGCUGAAAUCAACGAGUUGCCGGGUGCCGUGUUUCAGAUUAAAACCAUACCAAACAAGCCCUGA
Molecule: messenger RNA, 657 nt
Organism: Fusarium mangiferae
Lineage: Eukaryota; Fungi; Ascomycota; Sordariomycetes; Hypocreales; Nectriaceae
Exons: 4
Coding region: 1-657 (218 amino acids)
Biological process (GO): regulation of GTPase activity; endoplasmic reticulum to Golgi vesicle-mediated transport
Cellular component (GO): cis-Golgi network; trans-Golgi network; TRAPP complex
Source: RefSeq, a predicted model, not a curated record